AUGAUGUACCCCCAUAACUCGAAACGCCUGGGAGCCUUUCUUGUCGGCCUUCUCGCCCUCGGACCGGCCAUCGCGGCGCCAACCCAUCAACUGCCGGAGGUAUGGCCCUCUCCUCAAGAGAUCUCAUCGAGCGGCAAGGGGGUCUCGCUCGACGGCACAGUGACCAUCGUCACGGGCAACGACACAGAUGCAGCCACGAUUAAAGCAAUUAAAUCGGUUGUUUCUUCUGCUGGCGGGAAAGCCGUCCUUUCAUCCUACUCAAGUGGCCAUGGUACACAGAUCGUCAUCGGCACCGGCUCGGGAAACCCAGCGGCGGCCGCAAUUGCUACAGCGCUGGCUGGGAAAUCUGCAAACGGCCUCACCGCCGAUGGAUACGUCCUUGCAUCAGGCCAAUACAAGGACCAGCCCAGCAUUGUGCUCAAUGGAGUCGACAAACGCGGAAUAUUCUACGCGUCGCAGACCCUCCGUCAACUUGUCGAUGGCCAGCAUGUGCCCGGCAUCAAGGUGCGCGACUGGCCUCUCAUGUCCAUCCGUGGCUCCAUCGAGGGGUUCUACGGUGUUCCUUGGUCGCACCAAGCGCGUCUCGAUCAGCUCGUCUUCUAUGGAAUGCAUAAGUUGAAUACCUACAUCUACACGCCUAAGGAUGACCCGCUCCUCCGCGCGAAGUGGCGCACCCUCUAUGAAGGCGAUGAUCUUAAGCAGCUGGAGGAGAUCGUGAGCACUGCCAAUACCAACCACGUUGACUUCACGUUUGCUCUGUCACCUGGAAAUGACCUGUGCUACUCAUCCGACUCGGACUUCAACGCGACCAUCACCAAGUUCAACCAGGCCCACAAUCUCGGUGUCCGCAGCUUCUACAUUGCUUUUGAUGAUAUCCCUGAGAAGCUGCACUGCGAUUCGGACCAGCGGAAGUGGAACAAGACGGGCAGUAGCAAUGCGAACGACUACAAGUGGCUGGCCGAUGCGCAGGCCUACUACCUUAACCGCAUUCAAAAGGAAUACAUCAAACCAAAGGGCCUCAAGGACCUUGAGACGGUUCCCACAAACUAUGCCGGUAGCGCACCGGAUCCUUACAAAGAAGAGUUCGGCACGCAGUUGAACAAGAACAUCAGCAUUCAGUGGACCGGCGAGGGAGUCUUCAGUGACCAAAUCAACGACACAAGCGUCCAACGCGCCGACAAAACCUACGUCACCGACAAGAUGUUCCUAUGGGACAACUUCCCCGUGAAUGACGGCAACCGAGACCGUCUCUUCUUAAACCCAUUAACCGGCCGCGCCCCAAAUCUAUACAAAUACCUCCUCGGCUUCACCUCCAAUCCAAUGGAACAGGCCUACGCCUCCAUGCCCGCCCUCGCAAAUUACGCCGACUACACCUGGAACGGGCCGAAGUACGACGCAAACAAAUCGAUGGAUGCAAUCCUCUGGGAGCUGUCCGGCACCAACAAAACCGUCCACAACGCCCUUCUUGCCUUCGUCGAUCUCAACCAGAACUGGCCAUACCGCGAGCCCGAGGUCUACGCGCCCCAGUUGAGCAGUGACAUUGCCGCCUUCUGGGCCUCGCGGAAUGGGUCCUCCAAGUAUCACAAUGCCGAAUCGGCUCUCCGAACUCGUCUUGCUCUUAUUUCUACGCUGCCGGAUGUCCUUCCCAGUAUGGCGAUGAAGGGAUUCGCCGCGGACGUGGAGCCGUGGUCGAUUGUUGCGAUGCAGUGGGCUAAGGCAUGCCAGCACUUGAUCUCUAUGCUUAAUGCGAUUGCGAAUGGGAAUAAGAAGAAGGCGGAUAGCGAGUUCAAUAUUGCUCAGGAAUGGGUGACGAAGACGAAUGCUACGACUGUUGAUGAUCGCGACGACGAUGGGAAGGACCUUCCUAAUUCGAUUACACCGACUACCGGCGAUGGGGUGUUUGAAUGGUUCUUGGGUAAUGCCACUGUCGUCUACAAGGGAGAGUAG
This is a messenger RNA of Penicillium argentinense, 1947 nucleotides long. Its product is annotated as beta-N-acetylhexosaminidase family protein. NCBI's taxonomy places the organism in Eukaryota, Fungi, Ascomycota, Eurotiomycetes, Eurotiales, Aspergillaceae. The record is from RefSeq and is a predicted model, not a curated record. Bases 1 to 1947 code for a protein of 648 amino acids. The transcript has a single exon.